CACACCUUUCAUUGUAAAACCAAAACUCUCAUAGGAUCAAACCACUCACAUACAAUCAAAGUCAUCCAUGGCUUCUUCUGAUCUCUCCGGGAUCCUCCCUCGCGUCCUCAUCGUCUCACGGCGCACCGUUCGCAAGAACAAGUUUGUCGAUUUCGUCGGUGAAUACCACCUUGAUCUCAUAGUGGCCUACGGGGCCGUCCCCGUGAUAGUCCCCCGCGUGAGCGGGGUCCACAUGCUGCUCGAGAGCUUCGAGCCGAUCCAUGGCGUCCUCCUCUGCGAGGGCGAGGACAUCGACCCGUCGCUCUACGAGCCCGAGGACGCCGACACCAGGCUCUCCCCAGAGGAGCUCGAGGAGAUACGGAGGCUCCACACGAGUGACACCGCCAUCGACCGCGAGAAGGACUCGAUCGAGCUCGGCCUUGCGAAGCUUUGCCUCGAGCGCAACAUCCCUUACUUGGGGAUCUGCAGAGGCUCGCAGGUCUUGAAUGUUGCAUGUGGAGGCACACUUUAUCAAGACAUUGAGAGUGAGCUCAGCAGGAAUUUUGCCCAAGAGAAGAGAGUGGCUCACAUAAAUUAUGAUGAUUAUGAUGGGCACAGGCAUGUGGUCAGGGUUGUGGAGAGGACUCCAUUGCACGAGUGGUUUAAGGACUCACUGGAGGACCAGAGGAUGGAGAUAAUGGUGAACAGUUAUCAUCACCAAGGGGUCAAGAGACUGGCUCAGAGGUUUGUGCCCAUGGCCUUUGCACCUGAUGGCUUGAUCGAAGGGUUCUAUGACCCGGAUGCUUAUAAUCCUGAAGAGGGCAAGUUCAUCAUGGGCCUCCAGUUUCACCCUGAGCGGAUGCGGAAGCCCGACUCCGACGAGUUCGAUUACCCAGGUUGCCCGUCCGCUUAUCAGGAGUUUGUGAAGGCUGUGAUUGCGUACCAGAAAAAGCUGAUUAGCUCGACUUUGGUCCCGAGGCCAUUGAAACUCGAUCAAGAAAUGGAGAAGAAGAGGAGGAUAAUCGUUCGCAGCUUUUCACUGGCCAAGAAUCUGUACACGACUGGCCAAGGGCUGAACCCAUCCAAAGAAUCUGAACUGAAAGCGGGUGCAGAAUUUCUCGAGGUACAAAUAAUUUCGAACACAGCAUUGAGUUUGCAUCAAGAGAAGAGGUUGAAGCAGAUGGGUGCGACAGUGAGGAACGCCGGGUCGUACAUCGAGAGACUCAAGUUGAACGAAGAAAGAGAGAAGAUGGCAAGGAAUGCGAUCGGGAAGAUGUCUGUCGAGCAAUUAUCUGAUCUGAUAUCCUUCUACAAAAUGAUGGAGCAGAUAUGCUCAGAAGUACUGGAGAGGAAGCUUCAGGGCAUAGUGAAUGACUUAAACGCAUAGGGUCAUUUUAGGUUCUCUAUUCUGGUAAUGCUCGAGAUACUAAUACAUUUAAAAAAGACGGUAUACGAAAGCUUAUGUGGCAACGAGUCGGUUUGUUGUGGUCACGGGUCAUGUUAUCUCGAAAUGUAGAGAAGAAGACGGUGAAUACGGGACAAACAGCCACAUACGUUUUCGUAUAUCAAUUUCUGUAGAAUACAUGUAUCUCUAAGACUACUAUUUGUCUGCUGAUGUCGAUAGCUGUUAUGAGGGUGGACUAUGGACAUAAAGAGGGCUCACGGGAAACUUGGCUGUGGCUCUUUUCAUUGUCACAUCUCUGUGUGUAUUAUUGCCUUUGUGCUUAUUCCUUUCGUAACAGCAAUUGUCAAUUGACACUUUCCAUUUGUUUUA
Syzygium oleosum is the source of this 1753-nucleotide messenger RNA. Its product is annotated as putative glutamine amidotransferase GAT1_2.1. The record is from RefSeq and is a predicted model, not a curated record. Gene Ontology annotation, cellular component: cytosol. The coding region runs from base 68 to 1366 and encodes 432 amino acids. The transcript has 5 exons. Gene Ontology annotation, molecular function: hydrolase activity, acting on carbon-nitrogen (but not peptide) bonds, in linear amides. Lineage: Eukaryota; Viridiplantae; Streptophyta; Magnoliopsida; Myrtales; Myrtaceae.